This is a messenger RNA of Danio rerio (zebrafish), 1908 nucleotides long. It is a transcript of the gene mdm2, whose product is annotated as MDM2 proto-oncogene. Gene Ontology annotation, biological process: regulation of cell cycle; negative regulation of apoptotic process. Lineage: Eukaryota; Metazoa; Chordata; Actinopteri; Cypriniformes; Danionidae. The record is from RefSeq and is marked validated. Gene Ontology annotation, cellular component: nucleoplasm; nucleus; cytoplasm. Gene Ontology annotation, molecular function: ubiquitin protein ligase activity; identical protein binding.
GAUUCGCGCAACGGUCACCAGCAGAUAACUACCAAAAUGGCAACAGAGAGUUGUUUAAGCAGUUCUCAGAUCAGCAAGGUUGACAACGAGAAACUGGUAAGACCAAAGGUGCAAUUGAAAAGCCUGUUAGAGGAUGCAGGUGCAGAUAAAGAUGUUUUCACCAUGAAGGAGGUUAUGUUUUAUUUAGGGAAAUAUAUCAUGAGCAAGGAGUUAUAUGACAAGCAGCAGCAACACAUAGUUCACUGUGGAGAGGAUCCUCUCGGUGCUGUUCUUGGAGUGAAAAGUUUUUCAGUUAAAGAGCCACGUGCCCUCUUUGCAUUGAUCAACAGAAACCUUGUCACAGUGAAAAAUCCAGAAUCACAGUCUACCUUCUCUGAACCCAGGAGUCAAAGUGAACCAGAUCGAGGACCCGGGGAUACAGAUUCAGACUCUCGCUCAUCUACCUCACAACAGCAGCGCAGGAGGAGGAGAAGCAGUGAUCCUGAGAGUUCUUCAGCUGAAGACGAGUCUAGAGAACGCAGGAAGAGGCAUAAGUCGGACAGCUUUUCCCUGACAUUUGAUGACAGCCUGUCUUGGUGCGUGAUUGGUGGCCUGCACCGGGAGAGGGGGAACAGCGAGUCUUCGGAUGCAAACAGCAACUCGGAUGUAGGUAUAUCUCGCAGUGAGGGCAGUGAAGAGAGCGAAGACUCAGACUCUGAUUCUGAUAACUUUAGUGUGGAGUUUGAGGUGGAGUCCAUCAACUCUGAUGCUUACAGUGAGAAUGAUGUGGAUUCUGUCCCAGGAGAGAACGAGAUAUAUGAAGUCACAAUCUUCGCAGAAGACGAAGACUCUUUUGAUGAAGAUACUGAGAUAACCGAGGCAGACUACUGGAAGUGUCCCAAAUGUGACCAGUUCAACCCUCCUCUUCCUCGACACUGCAAAAGCUGCUGGACCGUCCGAGCUGAUUGGCUUCCAGAAACACACUCCAACUGGGAAAACCUUUCAAGAAAUACUCGAACCAACCCCGAAGACACCAGCGUCACCACAACUCCCAACACAACCUUCGAAAAGAAACUCUCCAAACCCUCAAGCCCUCUCCCAGAAACAGAUGAUGGAGUGGACGUACCCGACGGCAAGUGCUUUCCAUCUCCUGCCACUACCAAAGAUGAGCUUCCCUCCUCCGCUACCAUUACUGACUCUCAAACCACAUCAUCACAGCCCUCCACUUCCUCCGGCGGGGGCAGCAGUCAGGAAGAGACCCCCGAGCUGGAGCGCUUCAACAGUCUGGAGGCCUGCCUUCCCGCUACGUGCCUAGAACCCUGCGUCAUCUGUCAGAGUCGCCCCAAGAACGGCUGCAUUGUUCACGGAAGGACUGGGCACCUUAUGGCGUGCUACACAUGUGCCAAAAAAUUAAAAAACCGGAACAAGUUGUGUCCGGUGUGCCGAGAGCCCAUUCAGUCAGUGGUGUUGACUUACAUGAGCUGAGGCACUGAAAUAUACCUCCUCCUGUCCUUAAAUGAAGUUUGGGAGUUGCCUUGUGGUUGUAUUAGAUAUAAACGUUUGUUUUCAAAUUCAAUAUUUGUAAUGAUUCAAUAUUUUUUUCUUAUUGAAUACCUAAUUUUAUUUAUGACUCAUGGAUUUCACUCACACGUUUUGUAAUAAAUUCACACACUUAUAUUUUAAGGAUUGUGUUAGAAUUGAAACAAAAACUUGUGAGGUGCUGUAUUGAUUAAAUAGUCUAAUAGAAAUGUUUGUAAUUUAAUUUAUGUACAUGCAGAUGUAGAGGUUUUUGAGUUGUUUGCUGCACUGAAAAAGAGUUCCCCGAGCUCAUUUAAAAAUGUUCUUAUCAUAUUUCUGCUGCGAAGACUGUCUUAUUUUCUUUCAGAAAGACAUAAUAAAUGAUUAUUUUGAGGUUCUUCUGCUUUUACA